GCGCCGCAACGAGCACGUCAGUCCGCGCGCGCGGGCCAUGGUCGCGAGAACCGAUGAGAGCAUGUUCGGGUGCUAUGGUGACAGCUACUCGUACCGCCUGUGGAGCCUGGCCAACGUGUGGGGCGCCUGCCGAUGUGAGUAGCGCGCCGCCAGCGGCCCGCAGUACACGUGCCCCCCUCGAUACUGAAACUAGGACUUUUACCGCUGACGUCAGCGGAGGCUGUGAAAUCUCGGUGUAAUACGACGUAGAUGCGAUUUCCACACCGCGAAGUGCUUAACGCGUUAUUAGAUAGCCCGUGGCCGCGGUCAGUGACGUGUGAGAACAGAGGUGUCGCUCGAUGAAAGUGCAGAGCUCGUUAAUGGGAGUUGGCGGUUGGUACGAAUGCUUGGCGGCCGGUUGGCUUGCAGACAUGAGGAGUAAGCAGGUCCCAACGUCCACCACCUCGGCCAGGCGGCUUGCGGCCUUAAUCCGUCCGCUGGCGGGCGGAGGGUCAGAAGGCAAGCCGUCUGAAGAAGAGGAAGAGCGAGGUGGCUCGCCCCUAGGCCCCGGCGGCCCCUUCUCGUGCAGCCAGUGCCGUGGAGCCUACCCGACGCGCGAGCAACUCGAACGCCACGAGACCCUGCACGCGCCCAACACACAGGUGGAUACAAUCAAAUAUUCAUGCAAGAUCUGCCACAAAAGCUUCGCGAACGUAUACAGACUACAGCGGCACAUGAUCAGUCACGACGAAAGCGCAUUGCUACGCAAGUUCAAAUGCAACGAUUGUGACAAAGCUUUCAAAUUUAAGCACCAUCUCAAAGAACACUUACGAAUACACAGUGGAGAGAAACCAUUUGAAUGUGCAAACUGUGGCAAAAAGUUUUCUCACUCUGGUUCCUACUCCAGUCACAUGACGUCUAAGAAGUGUCUCGUCAUGAAUCUCAAAAUGGGACGAAUCAAACCCAAUAACCCGGCUUUAAACCCAGAAAGAAGUCCAUCACGAAAAAGGACUAAUGCUAUGGUUGCCUCACAGUUAAAUAAUAAUAUGUCACCAAAUGGAAAUUCCUUUCUUCCAAUGCCUGCUGCCUUCUUUGCUUCCAUGUCCUCUCAAGACAAUAAUUUUCAUCGCCCUCCAUUGGGGCAGCCAGGUAUUCCAUUCUAUUUGCCUCCUGGCAUACCCAUGAGUCCAGCUGGUGGUAUAGCUCCUUAUAGCUUACCAGCAUCCCUCAGCCAAAUCUUUGAGCAGCUUGCUUCAUCGCAAUAUCAAACAAGAAAGUUGGAAAAUCCUAUAAGCCCCAAACCAACAAGCCCGCCUACAGCAGACCCAGAAGAUCUGAUCGAAGAAAUAACUGAAGACGACGAUAAACGAUCAGAAGGAAGCGCCGAACUAGUGAUGGACAUUGAAGAUGAGGAAGCUGUAUCAAUAAAAAAGGAACAAGAGGAACGAAAUAUCGAUGUAAGAUCCCCAUCGCAGAAUUUUGAUGCCGUCCCUUUAAAUAAUAACGCUGACAAUUCAGGUUUUAAUUCAAUACUAGAAUCUGUGAGCGCUUCCGUUACAAAACAUUUCUUUAGAGCAAACAUGGAAAAGCUGUCUCCUAUUUCGGGCAACGUUUGUCCUAGUAUAGAGUCUCCGCCAAUUUCUCAAGUCGUGGUGAAGGAAGAACCAGAAGAAGCACAAAGAUGUUUAAAAUGCAACUUAACUUUCUCAAGCAAGUGUGAGUUAUUAGAGCAUGAGAAAACUCCUUGUGGAAAUAUGUUUAGAAAACACGAAGGUUUGGCAGCUCAAGUAGCCGAAACGGUAGCUCUUAGAUUGGAAGCAGAAAUACAUGCUUCCAUACAAAACGGAGUAAGUGCAAGCGAAGACGAAGACUUUAAUAGAGAGGAUCGCGAUGAUAAAAUAUCAAUACAUGACAAUGACAGGAAAAUUAGAGUUCGCACAGCAUUGAGUGAAGAGCAACAGUCCGUUUUGAAGGAACAUUAUUCUUUAAACCCCCGACCGAAUCGCGAGGAAUUCAAAAGAAUAGCCCAACAGAUCGGCUUAGACAAUAGAGUAGUGCAAGUUUGGUUCCAGAACAACAGAGCCAGGGAACGACGUAUGACUCAAACGAUAACCGCCUCUGAUCAACCACUAGACUUGUCUACAAAGAAGUCGAAUCCAUCAGUUACGUCAAGUCCGUCGCCAUCGCCACCAUGCAGCAUUUCUGUGACACAUUCCGACUCAGACGAGGCUGUAAAUCUUAGCCAAAAGUCCUCGCGAAGUACAACGCCUCAUCGUACCAACUAUUUGAAUACUUAUCCACAUUCCAAUUGUUCUUCAUCUUCUUUCACCGACUUUCGGUUGUCUCCUUCGCCAGGAGAAACAAUGAAUGGACAAAAAAGAUUACUACCCCAAAAAUUACACGUGAACCCUUUAGUACCCAUGGACAAACUCCUACAAUAUAACGACAUGGCCAAUGCAAGAUCUCCUAUUCUUAACAUGCAUCUGACCUCAGACGUCAAUAGACAAGGUUCGAGUCCAUUAUAUGAACGUCCUCCUUGGGAUGAAAUGCAGACAUCGAAUGAGAUUGAUGAAGAAGCCACAGUACUUAAGAAGAGCAAACUUAAGCAAGGAGCAGAGUUCAAGGAAGGCGAAGGACAAUUCGUGUGUGAUCAGUGCGAUAAGACCUUUGUCAAGCAAAGUUCACUCGCCAGACACAAAUACGAACACUCAGGUCAACGACCGUACAAAUGUCUAGAAUGUCCCAAAGCAUUCAAACACAAACACCACCUGACUGAGCACAAACGCCUUCACACCGGUGAGAAGCCUUUCCAGUGUUGCAAGUGCUUCAAAAAGUUUUCACACUCCGGCUCUUACAGUCAGCACAUGAACCACCGAUUCGCGAUCUGCAAGCCCUACAGGGACUAACACCGACAUCACAUCACUUGUUGAACUAAGUCUGGUAUCGAUUUCGUUAAAUAAUAUUACAAAUUCUAUUGCACUUGUUAAAUUCUAAACAGCACUUAAUGUCACGACGGAAUCAAGUUAACAUUUUUGAAGUUUAUUGAUUGAUAGCUAUGAUCUUAUCUAUAUAUUUUAUUGAUGGUCGACCUAAGUUACAUUCUUUUUGGAACGAACGCCGAACUUCGAGCGGCGAAUAAAUGAAGCAAUCGAUACAGACCUGAAUAUUCGCUCAGUGCUCAUAGUAACUGUAGGUACCUCAUGUUUCAGUAAACACGAGACAAAUCGCAUAAUAAUUUAUCUACCUACUCGUACAAAAAGUAUUCAUUGCCCGGUAUUUUCGUUACAAACUUAAUUAAGGUCAUUGCUCAACAUCACAAUAUUUUUAUACAUUAUAUUUACUGUAGAAAAAUUAUCUGAAAAUCCUAACAGCCAAAGUAAUGCCAAAUAUUUAGAUAUAACAAGUGCCAUGCUAACACGCCAAACAUAUACUACGGUUAAAUGAUUCAAAUUGUAGGUUUAACUAUUUAUCUAAAUACAAUACCAAAGGACAGUACCUGUAGAAUACUCCUGUAUGAUUAGAUCUUAUUUCUUUAGACAGCGUUUAGUUAGGUCAAUAAUUAAUGUUUAUUCAUUCAUCUCCACAUACAAUACGUAAUAGGUACUCGCGUAUUUCGGUUGAUAUAAUGUACUUGUGGCAAUAUAUAAAUAGAAAUAUUAACUUUUAUUUUGGACCAACGAGAUCUAGCAGCUAAAUUCGUAAAAAAUACCUGUUGUUUCCCUAUAGGUAGGUACAUUCAAUAAUUCUAUGUUGUUCUAUGGUACCUACCGUAUUAAAAAUGAAAAAUAUGGUACCUACAGUAGAAACACAUUUAAAGCUAAAUAAAAGUUUGAAUACUAUGUAUUUUCCAAUCUUUAUAAGUACCUAUAUCCGAAUGGAAAUUAAAUCAAUCACCAGUAAUCUACACACCUAUGUAUAACUCGGUUGCAUUUCUUAAACCAAAUCAAGAUUUGGUCGCGCUGACUGGUAGGGGUAAGUCCGCAAAUUGUGUAUUUUCUCAUUAUUACAUGGUUAUUGCCAUCGUUUAAUUUUAAUAUUUUAAUUACCUGUGUCUAGUUGGAAGUUUAAGGUAACAAUAACAAAGUGUCAUGUGUUGAAAAUGAAGUGAGUUGUAAUGAGUAAAUACACAACCUGCCAACUUACACCCACGACAAAAUCUAGACAUGGUUCGUGCAGGCUCUUAUACUCACGGAUAGAUAGGUUGAUAAGUUUUAUUAACUUCGAACGGAAAUCUGAGAUCGCUGUUUUAUAACGAUACAAUAACGUAAACUUAUUACAGUAGUUAAAUAAAGCCGAGUUCUACUAAGGAUUAUAGUUAAUAGUUAAAUAAACAAUAGAUAUAAAGCGUUUUCAUCACAUGGCAAUGAAAUUUACACAGUAAACUCUGGAUUACCUCGGUACUGGAAUAAAACUUUCAUCUUGAUUUACCCAAUGAACUGGUGUAGAUACAUUCAGCAAGGUAAUUAAAGGAAUCAAUAUAUUGAAUGCCAUAGUGGACAUGUAAGGAUAAUAAUUUGAAUGAAUACAAUAUUCUAAGAGAUCGAUUUAUUCAUUGUUAGCAAAACAUUUUAAAAUUUAAUAAACCUAAGCUUCUCGUAUUGUAAAACUUACAUACUAAGUGUUUAGAUAGAUUCAAUCUUAAUAAUUAAGUUUUAAGCAUUCCAUAAUACUCCUAUGGGAUCUCUGCUGUGUUUAAAAAACUCUUUAAAUUAGUCAAAAGAUUAUCGUCUGUUAAGUUGUAAAUAAUGUAAUGUACAUAUUAAGCUAUGUGUAAAUAUGAUCGCUUUGUUGCCUAUUCUUAUUCAGCAGUGGUACGUCAUCAUAGAUAUAAAUGAAUUGUGCGCUGUUCACACUGCAACACAAUCAAUGGUGACAAUAAUGGACAACUAUUUAUUGAAGGCAAUACUAUUAAAUAACUACAUGUAAUUAUAAAUAUUCGCAUCCAUAACAUAUAAAUAAUCAAGCAAAAUAUAACUACUAAUACCAGCUGUGGUACUCGCAAGUUUUUAUUUUGAUUAGAAAGUACAACGUUGUUGUUGAUGUGUGAUGUACUUAACUUAACGUAUUCUGUUAUAAGAGAUCAUGGUAAUUGUGUCAACUCCAAUCUGUCGCAACAUAAUAUUAGAACAGAAAGUUCCUACGCCAAAUACAUUUAAGAGAUACCUAAUGAUUGUUUCUAUAUUUUAAUAAAUGUAAGUACCUAGUUAAAAUUAUUCUUUAAAGGUUUCGAUGCAACGAAUUAUAUAAAUAAUUACAAGCAGUAUAUAGUAGCGAGCCAUUAAAGAGCUUGACAUUCUUCAGAUAUACAGUAUUCAAACACAUCAGGACAAUAUUGUCGGCUACUUCGCUACUAAAGUUCCAUCAUUCACAAAUGACAAUUAAGCACAGUAUACAAUGGACUCGCUGAUUUCAUUGAUAAUUAAUAAUUAUAAUAUUAUGAUUACCUGAAUAAGUGUACAUUACCUUACCUAAGUACAUGCAUGUUAUAUAAUGUAGACACCAAAUAUUGUUUGUAUCUAUCUCUUUUACUUUAUCUAAAUUGACUUAGCGAUCCUGUUUGAACUAUAUAUUUUAUGAUAUUUUUAUUAUAAGUUAUUUCCAAAUUGUGACCGGUGGGCUAGAUAAACCAAAGAUUAAUCAUAUGUUAACAAUAAUAUGAUGUGGAACACUGUAAAAUAUAAAUAUCCCAUCAUUUAGCUGUAGGUUAGUUUUACUUGUGCCAAAUGAUUAUUUUUAAGGCUUUGAAUGUAACUUUAUAUCAGAAUUUUAUUUUUACAAGACAAGGCAUUAUGUACUAUACAGAUUUGAUUACUUGUGCAAUACGAUAUUGCAGAAAAGUAUUUUCCUUUUAUGAUCGUAUGAUGAUAUAGUUUUAAGUGUAACAGAUAGCAAAUGUGAAUUCCUAUUGCCAUAUUUGUCUUUGUUGUAUUUCAUAAUGUUGUGUGAUUGGAAGCCGACUGCGUGCCAGCACAAGGUUGCUGAAUAAUUGUUAAACUAAGUAAACUAGUUUGUUAAACUUACCUAUAGAUUAACAUGUGUUAAAAUAUUGCCUAUAUAAAUUAUAGUAAUUC
Messenger RNA from Spodoptera litura, 6050 nucleotides. RefSeq names its product Zn finger homeodomain 1 (gene zfh1). Gene Ontology annotation, molecular function: RNA polymerase II cis-regulatory region sequence-specific DNA binding; DNA-binding transcription factor activity, RNA polymerase II-specific. Lineage: Eukaryota; Metazoa; Arthropoda; Insecta; Lepidoptera; Noctuidae. Gene Ontology annotation, biological process: regulation of transcription by RNA polymerase II; anatomical structure development. The record is from RefSeq and is a predicted model, not a curated record.